Ixodes scapularis (black-legged tick) is the source of this 913-nucleotide messenger RNA. RefSeq lists its product as uncharacterized. The record is from RefSeq and is a predicted model, not a curated record. The transcript is spliced from 2 exons. NCBI's taxonomy places the organism in Eukaryota, Metazoa, Arthropoda, Arachnida, Ixodida, Ixodidae. Bases 47 to 913 code for a protein of 288 amino acids.
CGAUAAUUGUUACUUUUUUUUCUAUGUUGUCUAUUUUAAGCCAGUCAUGGCUUCUCCAGACGCCAUUGAGUGCAUUGCAUGUUUCAACCCUUUGCCGAGUGAUGGUGUUUUUAUUACGUGUUCUUCUUGUAAUCAUGCAUACCACCUUGAGGCUUGCUCUGGCAUUGCGGAAAGGACUUUUAGAUCAAUGGGGAGCGCCAAACGAGACAAAUGGAUCUGCCGCACUUGCAGAACUCGUGACAGCAGAUUAGGCGCAGGCGGUGCUGAGGAGGCGUCGUUGUCAGCCGACGAAGGUGCCGUGACCGCACAACUUGCGCAGAUAAACGCCAAGCUUGAGCUUUUACACACACUGAAAGUCAACGUUGAUCGCCUGUCUGAUCUUCCGGCUAAAGUAGACGAUCUCCUUUCUUUGAGGCCAUCACUGGACGCGACAAAAGAGACGAUCAAGGGCCUGCAAGAGUCGAUUAAGAAAUGCGAGUCUAUGAUGCAACUCGUUGCAGAAAACGAUAAGGAGGUCAAGUUGCUCCGAUCCGAGGUCGGAGUGCUGCAAACAACAGUGAAAGACCAAACUACCCUUAUCGAACAGCUCCAAACAAACAUUAAUUCAACUGAACAGUACAGCAGAAGAUGUAAUAUGGAAAUUCACGGAAUUCCCACCGCAAACGAUGAAAAUCUGAAGAUUACUAUGAACGACCUUGCAACAAAACUAGAUAUUCAUUGUCACAACCCCGUCGAUGUUGUAGCCUGCCACCGCCUCCGCUCGAGGCGCGAAGGACCUGCCCCGAUCAUGGUUCAGUUCAGUUCCGUGUCGAACGUGCAGAAACGAAUGACAGCACUUUACAAUGGCAGCUCGACGGCCAUCAAGCUGGAGAAACAUUUUGGUGUAAAAAUGAUGGGAGCAAUUUUACACUGA